AUGUAUGUGAUGGACUUGCCUCGUCAGUUCUUCAUGAUCCGGUUCGAGAAGGAGAGUGAGUAUUUGGCGGCGCUGACAGGAGGUCCAUGGAGAGUGUUUGGGAGUUAUCUUAUGGUGAGAGCUUGGUCGCCGGAGUUUGAUCCGUUAAGAGAUGAUAUUGUUACAACUCCGAUAUGGAUCAGACUAACCAAUAUCCCAGUGAAUUUCUAUUAUCGAUCGAUUCUCAUGGGAAUUGCUAAAGGUUUGGGUAAGACAAUACGGGUGGAUCUGACUACUUUGAAUUUUGAAAGAGCUAGAUUUGCGAGAGUUUGUGUUGAAGUCAAUCUUGAAAAGCCUUUGAAAGGGACAGUCUUAAUAAAUGGGGAGAUGUACUUUGUUGCCUAUGAAGGUCUAUCUGAAAUCUGCUCAAAGUGUGGUAUCUACGGACACAUGGUUCAUGAAUGCCCAAAGACCAUUGCGGAAAGAGUGGCUAAUCAGACAGCUCCAACGGAAACGCCAAUAUUGGCUCAAUCUACGCCGCGACAAAAUCCCCUAGUGCAGGGAGAUGGUUUCACUCAGGCAAGAGGUCCGAGACGUGGAACGCAAACUCAAUCUCGAACUGCAAAUGUCACGACUCGGUAUUUGACGGUGGAGGCGAGUCGUAACAACAGAGGGACCAUUGCGCUUGCAAAUAAAUUUGGAAGCUUAGAGAUGGUUACGAGUGUGGGUGCAUCAAGGAAGGAUGCAGUUAAUGGUUAA
Brassica napus (rape) is the source of this 738-nucleotide messenger RNA. RefSeq lists its product as uncharacterized. The record is from RefSeq and is a predicted model, not a curated record. Gene Ontology annotation, molecular function: zinc ion binding; nucleic acid binding. The transcript has a single exon. Bases 1 to 738 code for a protein of 245 amino acids. NCBI's taxonomy places the organism in Eukaryota, Viridiplantae, Streptophyta, Magnoliopsida, Brassicales, Brassicaceae.